GCGCAUCACAGGCACAGGGGUCUCCUUCCUACCCUCACACCCGCCUCCGCCAUCCCGGACCUGUGCCUGUGCUCCCACACUCUCUCGGCGCCGCACACCCCUGCUCCACCUCCGCUCUCACGCCCCCUGACUGCCGCCGCACAGCAUGGCCGAUGCGCUCGCCGCGCAGAUGGCCGCCCUCGACGCCGAGCUCGCGGCGCUCGGCGACGGCGCCGCCGCCUACCACGGCCACUCCAGCGCCGACCUCGCCGCUGCGUUCGCCGAGUACGCGCGCCUGCACCCCGACGGCGCCAUGCCCGCGGUGCACUCGGCGCCGGCCGUGAUGGCGGCAGAGGGCGCCGUGGAGUACAUCACCGAGUCGACGGCCUUUGACUGGGCCGCGCAGCUGGCGGCACUCCGCUGGGCCACCGUCAUCUACGGCAUCGUGUGGAUGGUGCUGGGCCUGCUGCUGCUCUUCGCUGGCUACGCCUCGCUCUUCUGGCUCUCGCGCCGCGGCGCACGCAAGGCGACGAUGGCGCCCGCAGCCUCGUCGCUGCCCGGCAUCCGUGCCAAGGGCAAGCGCCGGGCGCUGCUCGGCGGCGGCAUCGGCGGCGUAGCGGUCGGGUUCCUGGCCUUCUCCACGCUCGCGGCCAUCAUCAACGCGGCCGUGUGCGUGCCGCAGCCGGAGCGUGCCAUGUCGCCGGGCGCCUUCUUCGCCGUCUGGCUCAUCUCCGGCCUCGUCGGCCUCGCCCUCUGCGGCCACUUUGCCUCGCUGGCACGCAUCUUCUCCGGCCUGCUGGCCGCCACGUGUCUCACCAUCAUCCUCACGGCCACCUUUGGCAUCCACACGCUGCUCAUCCGCAGCGUGCUCAUUGCCGUCUCGGCCGCACUGCUCACGGCGCCGCUGCUGCUGCAGCGCAACAAGAUGCUGGUGCGCAUCAUGCUCAACGGCACGACGGCCCUCAUCGGCAUCGUGACGUUCCUCAACGGCGUGGCCCUCUUUGCGCCGCCCGAGGCCGCCUCGCACGCCUGGCUCAACCUGCUGCCGCUCCUCUUUGCGCCCGACAGCGAGCGCGCCUUUCCCUCGUGGGGCGCGCCGGCGUUCAAGGGCCUCAUCGCUGGCGCCAUUCUCGGCGUGGUGCUGGGCUUUGCCGUGCAGCUGCUGCUCUCGCGCCACGCCGGCGAGGAUGCCGAGGCGAGCUGGAACGAGUACCUCGGCGCGUACACGGAGCGCUACGAGAAGUCGGGCAUGCUGCCGGGCCAGUACGAGGGCUCGCUGGCGCGUGCGGGCCUCUUCGAGCCCCAACCCAGCAUGUGGCAACGCAUCGGCUCCUUCUUCGAGCAGGGCAGCGGCCCGGCAAGCUACGGCCACGUCGCAGGCGGCCAGUCGGCUGCGCUCACGGCGCUGCCGGCAAAGAGCAAGCGCUCUGGCUCAUCGCGCUCGCGCGGCCCGGCCAAGUUCUCGGCGCUGGGCCGCGAUGGCGCACUGGCGACGACGCACGAGGAAGACGACGACACCGACGUAGACAGCGACGCAGAGGACGACAAGAAGGCACUCUUUGCGCAUCCCAGCAAGGCGGGUCUCUCGGAGCUGGCAAAGAGCACCUACGCGCUGCCGUCGCCGCCGCCGUUUGAGGAGUCGACGCCGAGCUACCACAGCACCGGCUCGGGCCUCUCGGGCACAACCAAGGCGAGCGGCAGCAAUGUCAGCGUCGGUCACGACGGCGCGCCGCACAAGGCCUUUGACUCGUACACCGACGGCGCUGCCGUGCCGCGCUCGACGGCCAGCCCGCCGCCGGCGGCAGCGGGCAACCCGGCAGCCGUGCCCGCCACGCCCAGCCUCAUCAACGCCAUCAGCCGUAUCCAGGCCGCACAAGCACAGGCGCGCGCAUGGCACGCCGCACAGCAGGCGCAGGGUGCAGACGCUGCGCCCUACGGCGUCACGCCCGCCUCGCCGCCGCCGACUGGCAGCGCUGCCGCGAGUGCGCCCGGCAGUCCGGCGUUCCAGGAGUGGUGGAGCAAAGAGGUCAAGGGCCGGCGAUGAGCCUCGAGCCCCUGCCUAGCUUCCCUGCUCGCACGUCCGAGCGCGCCCGUCGCUCGCCCUGUACAUAUUAGCCUCCAACACCACCGCCGCCAGCCUCUUGGCGUGCGCACGACCCCUUUCACGUCUCUGUGACGACCCUGCACGAAAUAAUCCAUUCACGUCGCGCCUCUCGGUGCGGGGAUGAGCGUGCCG
Messenger RNA from Tilletiopsis washingtonensis, 2215 nucleotides. RefSeq lists its product as hypothetical. The record is from RefSeq and is a predicted model, not a curated record. The coding region runs from base 146 to 2023 and encodes 625 amino acids. NCBI's taxonomy places the organism in Eukaryota, Fungi, Basidiomycota, Exobasidiomycetes, Entylomatales. The transcript is spliced from 3 exons.